This is a messenger RNA of Cottoperca gobio, 2978 nucleotides long. RefSeq names its product 6-phosphofructo-2-kinase/fructose-2,6-bisphosphatase 2-like. Gene Ontology annotation, biological process: fructose metabolic process; fructose 2,6-bisphosphate metabolic process. NCBI's taxonomy places the organism in Eukaryota, Metazoa, Chordata, Actinopteri, Perciformes, Bovichtidae. The record is from RefSeq and is a predicted model, not a curated record. Gene Ontology annotation, molecular function: fructose-2,6-bisphosphate 2-phosphatase activity; ATP binding; 6-phosphofructo-2-kinase activity. Gene Ontology annotation, cellular component: cytosol.
AAGGAGUCGUCCCCGCCGGAGGAAGCUUACUGAUGGCAGCGUAGUAACAAAGAUAGUAAGCGAGUAUUACUCGGCACCUGCUGAUUUGUGGCAGUGUUUGAUAUGACACAGCGAAAUGUUUUGGCCUCAACAGAGAGAUGCUGACCUCGUCUUAAGAGUGACCAGAUCAUCCCAGACAGGACAGCAGGACGGAAAUAAGAGCCAUCAUGGCUGGCAGGCAGCAAAGACCUCCAGCUGCUCCAGACGGCUCAGCAGAGGCCAAAAGGACGGACCUCAGGACCAAUGAGAAGAAGUGCUCUUGGGCCUCCUACAUGACCAAUUCUCCAACUGUGAUCGUGAUGAUUGGUUUGCCCGCUCGAGGGAAAACCUACAUGUCAAAGAAGCUGACACGGUACCUCAACUGGAUCGGAGUGCCGACAAAGGUAUUUACUGGAGUUUAUAGGAGAGAAGCAGUGCAGUCGUACAAGUCCUACGACUUCUUCAGACAUGACAAUAAAGAAGCAAUGCUAAUUAGAAAACAGUGUGCUCUGGUGGCACUGGAGGAUGUCAAGGCCUAUCUGAAUGAGGAGGGAGGCCAGAUCGCUGUUUUUGAUGCCACCAACACCACCAGAGAAAGGAGGGAACUCAUCCUUAAUUUUGCAAAGGAUAACGCCUACAAGGUGUUCUUUGUUGAGUCAAUAUGUGACGAUCCAGAAGUCAUCGCUACGAAUAUCCUGGAUGUGAAGGUGUCCAGCCCAGAUUACCCUGAGAGGGACAGAGAAAGCGUCAUGGAGGAUUUUCUGAAGAGAAUAGAGUGUUAUAAAGUGACGUACCAACCUUUAGAUCCAGACGAACACGACAAGAACCGCUCCUUCAUCCAGGUCAUCAAUGUUGGCCGUCGUUUCUUGGUCAACAGGGUGCAGGACUACAUUCAGAGUAAAAUAGUGUACUACCUCAUGAACAUCCACGUCCACUCCCACUCCAUCUACCUCUGUCGGCACGGAGAGAGCCAUCACAAUGUGGAAGGACGCAUCGGGGGAGACUCGGAACUGUCCGAGAGAGGGAGACAGUUCUCGACAGAACUGAAGGGUUUUGUGGAAGAGCACCGUCUGUCAGACCUGAAGGUUUGGACGAGCCAACUGAGACGCACCAUCCAGACGGCAGAGGAGCUGGGAGUUCCCUACGAGCAGUGGAAGAUCCUGAAUGAAAUAGAUGCUGGUGUGUGUGAAGAAAUGUCCUAUGAGAUGAUUGAAGAAACGUACCCAGAGGAGUUUGUCAUGAGGGACCAGGACAAGUACCAUUACCGCUACCCUGGAGGAGAGUCCUACCAGGAUCUGGUUCAGCGGCUGGAGCCAGUCAUCAUGGAGCUGGAGCGACAGGGCAACGUGCUGGUCAUCUGUCACCAGGCGGUCAUGCGAUGCUUGCUCGCCUAUUUCCUGGACAAGAGCGCAGAUGAUCUGCCCUACUUGAAGUGUCCCCUGCACGCGGUCUUGAAACUCACCCCUGUGGCUUAUGGUUGUAAAGUGGACAUGUUUGACCUGAAGGUGGAGGCUGUCAACACUCACAGGGACAGACCAUUAGAUAAAGUCAGAGCAGAUGCCGUGCCGCCAGCUUUCCUCCGACGUAACAGCUUCACGCCGUUGUCCAGCCAGGACCAGAUUAAACGACCUCGUCUUUACAGCGUGGGCAACCCUCCGCAGGCCCGCAUGUCCCAGGCCCCCACAUUACCCAGGAUGCAGUUCUCCGAGGCAUCCGAGGGGGCAGAGUUGCUACAAAGCGUAGACUCUGUAAACGGCUUUAGUGCAGCGGACACAGACGACUGUGUUCGGAGUUAAAGACGCAAACCGAGAGGCUUUUCUCCACAUGGAUGUAUCUCCGGUUCUGAGGACCAGCAGUAAAAUCCCCACCAGCUUCAGCCAUUACAUUCCUAAACAAUGUAUUACACUAUAUCUGUGUAACCCUACAUGUGUUGUCUCUUGGGUUUUUGUUGGAUGGUUCAUGUGCGUGUUAUUAAGCGUUAACAUGCGUACAUGAACUCAACGCCUUUUGCACAAAAGCCUUUUAUAUCUCGGCCGAGAUCCAGCUCAGAUAUGUAAUAAUGUAGAGAUCUGUAGUAAGUAGACACUAAAAAACACAUCUUAGUUCCUAGUACACUCCACAUACUGUAGUCUGCAGUCGUAGUACGCUGUAUUAGAUGUAGAACAUGUCGAUUGUGAAUUGUAUACCUCGAUGGAAGAUGCUACCUUUUUGUAAUUUUAGUGUAAGAGAGUGCUUCUCUUGAAGGAAGCCAUAUACAGCCUUAGUUUUUCCUCCGAUUCUUUCUUUAAGUUAGAUUUUUAAACAUUCCUAAGUCAUGUGCAUCCUUCCUCAAGUACAGCUUAUGACCAGAUGUAGUAAUAAUUGUAUAUAUAGUGUAAUUUAAAGCAUAUUAAGCUUGCAGUGGGGCAGACACGAGCUGUAAAAAGUAAUGAGAUGUUUCGUCUGGCUCUAUAAUAAAUGUGGCAGCUACUGUGCAAAAUAUCUUCUCUGCAAAGAUGCCUACCUGUAUGUUUUGCCUUCCACUCAAAUUAACAACUUUUAUACAUACAUAUAUGUAACUGUGGACUAUGAUAAUGUAAAGCUGAUGACAUUUGAAGUCCAUAAAUGAUUGAUGCAGAUAUUUAAAACAUGAAGCGCUCAGGAGUUUUAAUGCGUCAUAGCUACACGCCGAUGAGUUAUGCACUACUGACGAAGGGUACUGUAUGUUCAUCACUAACCUUUUAGUAACCUUACGGAUAACAUCUAUUCACAUUGAUGUUUGUAUCUGCAAUAACUCAAUAUUUGGAAAAAGUGCCUUUAUUUAAAGGACGACAAGGCUGUGACGAUAGUAAUCAAACUUUGAAACUGAACUGAAGGAUGGGCAAUAUAUUAUGUGGAUGAUUUGUAAAGUGCUUUUAAGGUUAUUGCACACUGUGGCGUACAUGUUUCAUUUAAUAAAGUUCUUUGUAAUGCAGUUUUUA